Messenger RNA from Danaus chrysippus (African queen), 1086 nucleotides. NCBI's taxonomy places the organism in Eukaryota, Metazoa, Arthropoda, Insecta, Lepidoptera, Nymphalidae. The record is from the annotation of a GenBank genome assembly.
AUGCCAACCUUCUUCUCAUACCCUGAUCUUGAGCUUCAAGAGGAGCUCAAACGGACUGCCGAGGCCAUUGUCGCACCAGGCAAAGGAAUCCUAGCUGUUGAUGAAAACAAUGAGGGAAUUGGCAAGUUGCUUGCUGGAGUGGAAUUGGAAAACACAGAGGAAAAUAGACGUCGGUACAGACAAAUGUUAUUCACGACCGACGAUAAUCUAUCAAAUAACAUCUCAGCUGUAAUUCUAUUCGAAGAGACUUUAUACCAAAAGACGGAUGACGGCGUCUUAUUUAUGGAUUUAUUGAGGAAGAAAAACAUUAUACCCGGCGUCAAAGUAGAUAAAGAUGUUGUUCCAUUGUAUCUAACAGAAGAAUACACAACUCAGGGUCUGGACAACUUGGCCGAGCGGUGCGCGGCUUACAAGAAGUUGGGAUGUAGAUUUGCAAAGUGGAGAUGCCCAUUAAAAAUUGGUGAACAUACACCAUCUGUGCAGGCCAUUGAGGAUACAGCGCAUGUUCUUGCAAGAUAUGCAUCGAUAUGCCAGAGUGAAGGCCUAGUGCCUAUAGUGGAACCAGACGUACUAUUAGACGGAGAUCACGACAUCGUAAGAAGCCAGAAGGUGACUGAAGUGGUGUUGGCAUCUGUCUAUAAAGCGCUGAAUGAUCAUCACGUCUUCCUAGAAGGGACUCUGCUCAAACCAAAUAUGGUGACUCCGGGUCAACAAUGUGUAAAAAGAAACACACCAGAAGAAAUUGCUUCAGCCACUGUCACGGCAUUGCUGAGAACUGUCCCAGCAGCGGUACCCGGUAUCACAUUCCUCUCCGGUGGUCUAUCUGAGGAAGAAGCUACUUUAAAUCUGAAUGCGAUCAGUCAGAUACCAAAAACACCUUGGAGAUUAACAUUCAGCUACGGCAGAGCAUUGCAGGCGUCUGUAUGGAAAAGCUGGGCGGGGAAAGAUGAAAAUAUUGGAAAGGCCCAGAAGGAAUUAUUGCAAAGGGCUCAGGCGAACGGUCUUGCUUCUUUGGGAAAAUACGUAACGGCGUGCAUUAGCAGUGCCGGUGACAUGUCAAACUACAGGGAAAACCACGUAUACUAG